This is a messenger RNA of Amphimedon queenslandica, 744 nucleotides long. RefSeq names its product calmodulin-like. The transcript has 4 exons. Gene Ontology annotation, molecular function: calcium ion binding. The record is from RefSeq and is a predicted model, not a curated record. Bases 107 to 565 code for a protein of 152 amino acids. NCBI's taxonomy places the organism in Eukaryota, Metazoa, Porifera, Demospongiae, Haplosclerida, Niphatidae.
UUAGUGCUCAAUGAAGUUAUAAAUACAGUACCAGUGUUAGUCACUGAACAGCAAAACUGAGUAGAUAAAGGACACCAGCAGCAGAGAAAGAUCAGAAUAAAUCAAAAUGCCAUUGACUGAUGAACAAAAGGCUGAAUUAAAGAAGAAGUUUGAUUCAUUUGACGUUGAUAAGGAUGGCACUAUCAGUAUAGCUGAGCUGAAGGCAGUCUGUGAGUCCAUGGGACUCAAUAAGAGCGAGCUGGAGAUAGCUGAAUAUAUUGAUAGAGCUGACAAGGACGGGAGUGGUACUGUUGAUUUUGAUGAAUACUGUCAGCAUUAUGCUGAAAUUGAUGAACAGAGAAUGUGGGAACUAUUUCAAAAAUAUGACACUAAGAAUGGGACAGAGGAAGGCAAUGGAUAUCUUGACCUGGAGGAACUUACUGCUCUAGUGAAGGACCUCAAUUUUAGAAACAUCAAAAAAAGAACAAUCAAAUACUUUAUGAAACAACUUGACACAAAUGGAGACAAGAAAAUAAGCUUUGAAGAGUUCAAGGCAAUGAACAGAACAAAACUCAUGAAGAAAUAAAAGUAGCUUCAUCUCAAGGUGGAGAUCAUUAUUGACAUAUUUUUGGUUUUUAAAUUAAUUAUCAGUUUAAAAGUUUGCAAACAAUAGAACAUAACUCAUUAAUCUUUUGUCAAUUGGUUUUAAAGUGUCAAUUAUUAUUUUUAAAAUGUUGUAUGGAUUUCUCCAUUCCCUCAGCAAAA